Lodderomyces jiufengensis is the source of this 4473-nucleotide messenger RNA. RefSeq lists its product as uncharacterized. Gene Ontology annotation, biological process: transmembrane transport. The record is from RefSeq and is a predicted model, not a curated record. The transcript has a single exon. Lineage: Eukaryota; Fungi; Ascomycota; Pichiomycetes; Serinales; Debaryomycetaceae. Gene Ontology annotation, cellular component: membrane. Gene Ontology annotation, molecular function: ATP hydrolysis activity; ABC-type transporter activity; ATP binding. The coding region runs from base 1 to 4473 and encodes 1490 amino acids.
AUGGAUUUUGAAAGCCCUGUUACAAUUGUAAAGGAAUUAUUAUUAUCUUCCAAUUCGACAAUUCAUACUUCUUGUCAAUUUAAAGAAUCAUUAUAUCAACCAUUAAUCAAUAACUAUUCUAAUUCAAUUAAUCCAUGUUUUUUGGGUUCAAUUUCAAUUUUAAUAACUGGAAUCUUAACAAUUGGUUUAUUAAUUCAAUUAUAUAUUUUAUUAUUUCAUAAUUAUUAUGGGAAUCUUAAAAUUAAAUAUAGUUUUGGUUAUCCUUUUAAAAUUAAAAGUAUUGGAAUAUUUCAAAUUUUAAAAUUAAAUUUAAUAAUUUGUCAAUUAAUUCUUAUUGGUACUUUAAUUUAUUGGUUUAAAAAUUGGUCAUCAUUAUUAUCUUAUGGUUUAAUUUUUAAUUUUUUUUUACUUGGAAUUAUUGUUUUACCUUUUACUGUUAUUGAACCUACAAGAAGUGUUGUUUCAUUACUUUCAUUAUCAUCAUAUUGGAUAUUUCAAAUUUUAUUUAAUUUAGUUGUAACUAUUCAAGAUUUUACUUCAAUCUAUAAAAUUUUCAACAUUAACAACAAUAUAUUAAUUAAAACUAUUGAAAUUUGUUUAUUACUCAAUUCAAUUUUAAUUUUAAUUUUUGAAGUUGGAUUAUAUUCUCCAAGUUUAGAAUUAAAACAAUAUUACGAAUUAAAUGAUUGGUAUAUUGAAACUGUUCAUAAUUUUUGGUCAGAAAUUACAUUUUUAUGGUUAGAUUCAACAAUAAAACAAAUUUAUGAAACGAAUUCAAUUGAAGUUGAUCAAACACCUCCUUUAUAUAUUGAUUUGAAAUGUAAUACAACAUAUGAUGGGUUAAUUAAAAGAUGGAAUGAAGCUAAGCAUAAAAAUCCAAAAACUAUAUCAUUAUUAACAAUUUAUAUUCAAUCUUAUUAUACAGACAUUAUCAAAAUGCUAGCAUUAGAUCUAUUAGCAGUUUUGUUUAAUUUAGGUCAAGCUUUUUUAUUACAACAAUUUAUAUUAUAUUUUGGUAAUGAAGAACAAAAACCAGCUAUUGUUGGAUUUUCAAUAGCUACUGGUAUAUUUUUAUGCGCUACUUGUAGGUUUACAUCAAUUUAUAGAUUUGCAGAAAUUCAUUUUAGAAUAAGAACUAGAGUUUAUUCAUCAUUAGGAACUUUUGUUUAUCAAAAGGCAUUGGUUCUUUCAGCAGAGGCUAGAAAAUAUAAAAACACUGGUGAAAUUAUAAAUAAUUUAGCCGUUGAUGUUCAAAAAUUAGCAAUGUUAGGAAUGUAUGUUUUUGUUUUUAAUUUACCAAUAAGACUUACAAUAAGUUUAUUAGCAUUAUAUAAAUUAUUGGGAGUAUCUGCAUUUUUUGGAUUUUUAACUGCUGUUAUAAUGGUACCUUUAAGUUCAAAAGUUUCAACAUCAAUUUCAAAAUUAGUUAAACAAAAUAUGAAAAUUAGAGAUGAAAGAACUAAAUUAACUUCAGAAAUUUUACAAUCUAUUAAAAGUAUAAAAUUAUAUGCUUGGGAAAAACCAAUGUUAAAAAGAUUAUUUAAAAUUAGAAAUGAUAGAGAAUUAGUAAUGGCUAAAAAAAUUGGUCAUUUUAAUGCAUUUUCAAUGUUUUUAUGGAAUACAAUUCCGUUUGCUAUAACAAUAACAUGUUUGAUUAGUUUUGUUAAAUUGAGUAAAACGGUUUUAGUUCCUUCACUUAUUUUCCCAGCAUUAUCAUUAUUUGAUAUGUUAACUGAACCAAUUUUACAACUCCCUGAUGCUUUAGUUGCAAUGAUUGAAGCAAGAAUUUCUUUUAAAAGAUUGACUGAUUAUUUUUUGAUGGAAGAAAAUAAUUCAAAAGUAAUUCACAGAAGUGAUAAAUCAAAUGAUGCUGUUGUUAUCAAAGAUGCUACUUUUAAUUGGGACAAAGAAACAAUUGCAUUACAUGAUAUCAAUAUUAAAGCCGAAAGAAAUCAAUUAACUUGCAUCGUUGGUAAAGUAGCAUCAGGUAAAACUGCAUUAAUCAAAUCAAUUCUUGGUGAUAUCCCAAUGACGAAAGGUUCUGUUGAAGUCAAUGGAUCAAUAGCAUAUUGUGCUCAACAACCAUGGAUUCAAAAUGCAACAGUUAAAGAAAAUAUAUUGUUUGGUCAUAAAUUUGAUGAAAAGUUUUAUAUUAAAGUUAUAAAAAGUUGUCAAUUAUCACCAGACUUAAAAAUUUUACCAGAUGGUGACGAGACAGUAGUUGGUGAAAAAGGUAUAUCUUUAAGUGGAGGACAAAAGGCUAGGAUUUCAUUGGCUAGAGCUGUUUAUUCACAAGCUGAUAUUUAUUUAUUAGAUGAUGUUUUAUCUGCUGUUGAUGCUCAUGUUGGAAAGAAGAUUAUUAAAGAAGUCUUGAGUUCAAAAGGUAUGCUUGGUAAUAAAACUACUAUUUUAGCAACUAAUGCCAUAAAUGUAUUAAGAAAUUCUAAUGAAAUUGUUUUACUACAAGAUGGUAAGAUUAGUGAAAGAGGAAAUUUUGCUGAAGUCAUGUCAAUUGAUGGAAAUUUAUCAAAACUAAUCAACGAACAUAGUCACGAUUAUGAUGAUGAUGAGAAAGAAGGAGAAGAAGAAGAAGAAGAAGAGGACGAACAAGAACAAGAACAAGUAGAUCAAGAAGAAAAUGCUAAAGAAGUUGAAAUAAUUCGUAAAACUGGCCAUAGUAAGGAAACAACAGCAAAAGGAAGUAUCAAAUUAAGUGUUUAUAUAGAAUAUUUCAAAGCAUGUAAUUUCCCAAUGAUUUUCAUUUAUGUUUUGAUAUAUGCAGGUAAUGUGACUUUUAAUAUUGGUGCAAAUUAUGUAUUGAAAUAUUGGUCAGAAAUUAAUUUAGAAAAAGGAUAUAAUUUUGAUAUUACAUUUUAUAUUUCAAUUUAUGCUAUUGCUGGUAUUAUUGCUGCUGCAUGUAUGUUAAUAGCUGCUUUAAUAAUGUGGAGUUAUUGUGUAUUAAGAGGGUCAAAAUAUUUUCAUGAUAAAAUGGCAAAUGCAGUAUUAAGAGCUCCAAUGCAAUUUUUUGAAACUACUCCAAUUGGAAGAAUUUUGAAUAGAUUUUCUGAUGAUAUGAAUGUGAUUGAUCAACAAUUAAUUUGGUCAAUUCUAGCAGUUGUUGAUUAUGGAUUAUUAGCAAUUGGAGUUUUGUCAGUGGUUGUUUAUAAUUUACCUAUUAUGAUUGUUGUUAUUAUUGUUUUAUUUUUUGUUUUUAAUAGAGUAAGAAAAUUUUAUAUUCCAUCAGCAAGAGAGUUAAAAAGAUUAGUUAGUAUUUGCAGAAGUCCAUUAUUUUCACAUUUAUCAGAAUCAAUAAAUGGAAUUGAUACAAUAAUUGCUUUUGGUCAAGAUAAUAGAUUUAGAAAAGUUAAUAAUAUCAAUACUGAUAAAUUUAUUAGAGCUCAAUAUACUUUAUUAUGUUGUAAUCGUUGGUUAUCAAUUAGAUUACAAACUAUUUCAGCAAUUAUAGUUUAUGCAUCCGCAUUACUUAUAUUAUCAACAUUAGGUACAAAACAUCAAAUUAGUUCAGGUUUAGUUGGGUUCAUUAUGGUUAAUGCAAUGAGUAUAUCAAAUGCAUUAAGUAUGAUAAUGAGAGGUUGGGCUGAUAUAGAAACAAAAUCCAUAUCAGUUGAAAGAGUUUUGGAAUAUUGCAAUUUAAAACCUGAAGCUCCAGAAAUUAUACCUACAAAUAGACCACCAACAAAUUGGCCAUCCCAGGGUUUAAUUGAAUUUAAAGAUUAUUCAACAAAAUAUAGAGAAAAUUUAGAUAAUGUUUUAAAAAAUAUAAAUUUCUCAAUUAAAUCAAAAGAAAAAAUUGGAGUUGUUGGUAGAACAGGAGCUGGUAAAUCAAGUUUAACAUUAGCAUUAUUUAGAAUUAUAGAAUCAACAAAUGGUUGUAUAAUAAUGGAUUCCAUAAAAGCAAAUGAAAUUGGACUUUAUGAUUUACGUAAUAAUUUAAAUAUUAUACCACAAGAUUCAAAUUGUCUUGAAGGAACAAUUCGAGAAAAUUUAGAUCCAUUAAAUGAACAUUCAGAUGAAGAACUUUGGGAAGUUUUAAAAUUAUCACAAUUAAAAGAAUUUGUUUCUAAUUUAACAACUAAAACAAAUGAAAUUGAAAAUUCUGGAUUAAAUGCAAUGAUUUAUGAAAGUGGAUCAAAUUUAUCAAGUGGUCAAAAACAAUUGUUAUCAUUAUCAAGAGCAUUAUUGAAAAAGACUCAAAUUUUAGUUUUGGAUGAAGCAACAAGUUCAAUAGAUACAACAACAGAUUCAUUAAUUCAAAAAACUAUUAGAAAAGAAUUUAAUGAUAAAACUAUUAUUACUAUUGCUCAUAGAUUAAAUACAAUUUUAGAUAGUGAUAAAAUUUUAGUACUUGAUCAAGGAAAAGUUAUGGAAUUCGAUUCACCAAAAAAUUUAUUGAAUGAUGAAAAAUCCAUGUUUUAUUCAUUAUGUUUAGAAGGUGGUAUUAUCAAGAAAUAA